GACAGGAGCAAACGGAGGUCUGUGUGUCGGAGUUCAUCGCAGGAAACACGCUACCAAAUUCCCCACAGAGUUGCUCUGUAGAGUAUCCAUGUAGUCAGCUGUUACAUGAACUCACUUCAUGACAGUUGGGGAGAUGUGGGAUUCCUAUCAGUGACAGCACCUGCUGACCAAACAGGGGACUAAUGGGAAAGCUUUACCUGCUGCUGCUGCACCCGCCGUCUCCAUUAAGAUGAGCCCAGGGGAAGUGGAACGCGGUUGACAGUGUGAGCCAAGGGGAAUUCAACAUUUGGGCCAAGAUAUCCUCACACUGAGCCAAAAACAAACUUGCUCUAGUUAACACCACGAAAGGAGAUACACACUCACUGAGACACACUCCCUAUCAGCCAACGCAAUGCUGAUGCCAGGACCGCUGUGGGUGUGCCUGGCUCUGUUAUGGGCAGGAGGCUGCAGUGCCCACAGCCUGUUUACUUGUGAGCCAAUCAAAGUGCAUCGGUGCCUGGGGAUGCCCUACAACAUGACUUUCUUUCCCAACAUGAUGGAGCACUACGAUCAGGAUAUUGCAGCCAGUAAUAUGGAUCCAUUCAUGCCUAUGGCCAACCUCCGCUGCUCUCCAGAUGUACACCACUUCCUGUGCCAGGCCUUCUUCCCAGCAUGCACCGAGGAGAACAAAGUGAUCCGUCCGUGUCGAGAGCAGUGUGAGACCGUUGUGUCCGACUGCAAGGAUAGCAUCAGAGUGUUCGGUAUCAGCUGGCCGCCCGAGCUGCAGUGCGACAAAUUAGACCCAUGUGGUUCCCCGGAUGGUUCUGAGCUUCCAGUCACCACCCCGAUGAGCCCUGCAUCAGCUAAGAGGGACCUGGGCUUCUGGUGUCCCCUGCAGCUGAAAACAAAGCCGGGCCUCGGCUCAUCGUUCCUGGGCGCCCAGGACUGCGCUCCGCCUUGCUCCAACAUGUACUUCAAACCCCACGACAUCGACUUCGCCAAGAGCUUCAUUGGCGUGUGCUCCAUCAUAUGCCUGGGCGCCACACUCUUCACCUUCCUCACGUUCCUCAUCGACGUGAAACGUUUCCGCUACCCCGAGCGGCCCAUAAUCUUCUACGCCGUCUGCUACAGCUUCGUCUCGCUCAUCUACUUCAUCGGCUUCCUGCUGGGGAACAACGCGGCCUGCACCAAGGCGGCCCAUCCUACUGGCGUGGAUACAGUGGUGCUAGGCUCUCAGAGUAAAGGCUGCACUCUGCUUUUCAUGCUCCUUUACUUCUUCUCCAUCGCAGGUAUCGUCUGGUGGGUCAUUCUCACCAUCACCUGGUUCCUGGCAGCUGGACCCAAGUGGAGCUGUGAGGCCAUAGAGAAAAAAGCGGUAUGGUUUCACUCUGCUGCCUGGGGCAUCCCCGGGGCUCUGACCGUCAUGCUGCUGGCCCUCAACAAAGUGGAAGGGGACAACAUCAGCGGGGUUUGCUUCGUAGGACUCUACGACCUGGACGCCCUGCGCUACUUCGUCCUGGCUCCCCUGUGCGUGGGCGUCGUGGUCGGCCUUUGCCUCAUCCUGGCGGGCAUCGUUUCUCUCAACCACGUCCGGCAGGUCAUCCAACACGACGAGCGCAACCAGGAGAAGCUGAAGAAGUUCAUGAUCCGCAUCGGCGUGUUCAGCUGCCUCUACCUGGUCCCGCUGGUCACCCUGCUGGCUUGCUACACCUACGAACUGAGUCACCGCAGCACCUGGGAGAACACCUGGAUCAACGACCGCUGUCAAGAGUACAGCAUCCCCUGCUCAUACAAGACAACAGAGCAUGACCGUCCUGACCUCUCCUUGUUUCUGGUGAAAUACUUGAUGACGCUGGUGGUUGGAAUAUCUGCAGUGUUCUGGGUCAGCAGCAAAAAGACGUGCUCACAGUGGGCCUACUUCUUCAACAGGACCCGCAAGAGAGAUCCCAUCAGUGAGAGCCGCCGGGUGCUCCAGGAGUCCUGCGAGUUCUUCCUCAAGCACAACAGCCGUGUCCAGCACAAGAAGAAGCACUACAAGCCGAGCUCCCACAAGCUCAAGGUCAUCUCUAAAUCUAUGGGCACGAGCACCGGCAUCGCAACCACCAACGCCUCCGUCGCCGCCACCACCACCAAUCAAGGAACCUCGGCUCUGGGCAAUCACGAUCCCCACAUACAAGGUUCCCUGUCUGAGAUGUCAGCCAGGGAGCACAUGGAGAGGGGCACCUCCGGCCGAGGCUCCAGGCGCGGAGACAGAGAGAGGGAGAGAGAGAGAGAGAGGGAGGGGGGAGAGAGACGUAGCAAAGGGGGAAACUCCAGUAAGGUCAGCAGCCGCUCGGAGAGCUUACACAGAGUCCCAGAUGGGAGGAUGACUCCAAAGAGCGAGCUGUCAGAGGUAAGGCAGCAGCAUUCAGCUUUAAACCGAUCACUCAGCAGCAGCAUCCAAGAAUCCAGCCACCAGCUGGUACACAAGGUGCCAGAGGAGAGCAAGGACACAAAGGACAGCAACUGCUGAGACAUCCGACCACCAAAAUUAUCCAUUCAUCCAUCCAUCCAUCCAUACAUCUCUCCAUCCAUCUAUCCAUCCAACUUUGAAACCACUGAGACAAGUGAUGUUGGUUGAUGCAUCUGUUUCAACCCAUGUACUAUCAUACAUCAUAUUAGUUCUAUACACAUGAUCAUAAUUGCAUUGGUUAAAUUGUAGUCAGUGAACUUCCAUGGCCAGAAAAAAAGUACCUCAAGUAUUUUAAAUGUGGUAUUUUGGACCAGUGUACAGAGGAUGUUGCUGCAACUCAGCUAUACAACUACCAAUGGUCAUUUACUUUAUAGCAUGCAUGAACAACUUUAGUCCUACCGUUUGGUAGAUUUGUAGCUGAAUUGUGUAGAAUACAUAUUAGUGAAUAAAUGCAAUAUUUGUGUAAAUAUUCUAUUUUUUAGAAAUUAAGUCUCUCACUGGACUAGUCGUGACACUGAGAAUCUUGUUAAGAGGCCAUGAUGUUACCAAACAUUCAGAAUAAGGAAAGUCUUCCUGUGGUAAACAGUUGUAUUGAAUGUCUUAUUCUGCUUCCUGUAAUGGGGGGUUUUGUCUUUAAAGCUCAUGUAGUAAUACACACAGUAUGCUACUUUUUUUACUACUUUGAUUUUUAAACCAAGUUGAAUUUGUGAGUCUCUUGACGAACUUUUCUUAAAAAACAUAUUUUAACUGUA
Molecule: messenger RNA, 3183 nt
Organism: Scomber scombrus (Atlantic mackerel)
Lineage: Eukaryota; Metazoa; Chordata; Actinopteri; Scombriformes; Scombridae
Gene: fzd6
Product: frizzled class receptor 6
Exons: 8
Coding region: 392-2491 (699 amino acids)
Biological process (GO): non-canonical Wnt signaling pathway; canonical Wnt signaling pathway
Cellular component (GO): plasma membrane
Molecular function (GO): Wnt receptor activity; Wnt-protein binding
Source: RefSeq, a predicted model, not a curated record